Molecule: messenger RNA, 957 nt
Organism: Porites evermanni
Lineage: Eukaryota; Metazoa; Cnidaria; Anthozoa; Scleractinia; Poritidae
Source: the annotation of a GenBank genome assembly
AUGAAUUCAACUCAAGAACUCUUAGCUUUACUGACCAUAUCACUCAAGAACAGAGAGAGUUGGCUGGCGAUUUUAGAAUCCGCUCUCUAUUUGACAGUCAUAUUAACCGCCUUUCUGGGAAAUACGUUAUUCAUCUUGGCAUUUAGCAACACGCCAUCGCUCCGCAGUUCUCAGAAUUUCUACUUGGUAUCGCUUGCAAUUGCAGAUAUCUUAAACGCAGUUGUCUGUAUGCCCAUUACACUUGCGGUGUCCGUUAAAGGAAAAUGGGACUACAGUGAUGUCAUUUGCCAGUUUCAAGGAAGUUUGAUUUCAGUUUUUUCAACUGUGUCACUUCUCACUCUCUGUAUGAUCGCCAUUAAUCGCUAUGUAAAGAUUACUCGGUCUGCACAUCUCUACAGGAGAUUAUUCAGCAAAGGGAACGUUUUGUGCUCCAUCGCACUAUCGUGGAUUGUCACAGUUUUUCUCAAUUAUUCUGUGUACUUCGUCAGUAAAACGGUGCACUAUUUUCACCCUGGAAAAUGCUUGUGCUUUGUGACAAUAGACCUUAAAGACAAACUCGGUAUAUACAGCGCCAUUCUUUAUUCAAUCGUUGUGUCUGUGACAUUUAAUCCAAUCGUCUUCAGUUAUUACAAAGUGAUUAGAAAAAUUCGUGCACAUUUUGUCCAAGUCAGAUCUUCUUCCUUCCGUGAUGACGACAGCACAGUUGCCUUCGCCGAAGAGGUCAAGAUAACAACGAUGUUGUUCGCUACCAUUCUCGCGUUUUUCAUCUGUUGGACUCCAUCGGUUAUCAUAGAUUUUUAUGAGGUUAUUGCUGGAUACUACAAACUUCCACGGCAAGUCUAUAUGUUAAACAUUUUUACUUAUGCAAGCAGCAGUGCAAUAAAUCCGAUAAUUUAUGGUUUCAUGAGAAGAGAAUUUAAAGAGGGAUAUAAAAGAGCCUUGUGUUUUAAGAGUUAA